Messenger RNA from Penicillium verrucosum, 3234 nucleotides. RefSeq lists its product as uncharacterized. The record is from RefSeq and is a predicted model, not a curated record. The coding region runs from base 1 to 3234 and encodes 1077 amino acids. Lineage: Eukaryota; Fungi; Ascomycota; Eurotiomycetes; Eurotiales; Aspergillaceae. The transcript is spliced from 2 exons.
AUGAAGGGUUUUAUCGGCGGAAUCCCUGUGGCACUGCUCGCAGUUGCUGCCCAGGCCAAGUUUGCUGAACGUCAAGAACAUGACUUCCAUCCUCAGGCUGGUGGUACCGCCAUCGGUGGACCUUCUGGCAAUGAUAACGACGGUGGCUUCGUCAGCCCCUACUCCGCUAGUAUCAAGACCGAUACCAAGGUCAACCAGUGGAACAAGGAUGACCACUCCGUCAAGCUGAAGCACAGCGAUGUGUACCCUCGCCCUCCGGUGGUGCCUGUGCACUUUGGCCACCCCGCUGUGAACGGCCCCCAGGUCCCUGGAAUGGGACCGUUCGGAAAGGGAAAGCGUGUUCCUCCAGGUGGAACUGCCAUGGGUGGCCCAUCCGGCAAUGAUGAGGGCCAGAGCUUCGAUUUCUCUGUGACUGGUAUUUUCAACACCGAGGUUGAGGAUGAGAACAAGGAUGACCACUCCACCGACAUCAAGAACAAGCAUGUACACCCUGCUGACUUUGGGAAGCGUUUCGGGCCUCACGCUGGCGGCGGAACUGCCAUUGGUGGCCCCUCUGGCAACGAUGGUGGCCAGAGUUUCGGCGCUCCCACUAAUAUCCAGGCUAGCUCUGAUGUCAAUGAGCACAACGAGGAUGACCACUCCAUUGGCAUCAAGAACAACCAUGUCCACCCUGCUGCCUUUUGGAAGCGUUUUGGGCCUCACGCUGGCGGCGGCGGCACUGCCAUGGGUGGCCCCUCUGGCAACGAUGGUGGCCAGAGCUUCAGCACUCCCACCAAUAUUCUGGCUGCCUCUGAUGUCAGUGAGCACAACGAGGAUGACCACUCUAUCGGCCUAGAGCAUGAGGAUAUUUACACUCACCCCUUUGGUCCGUUCCGUCGAUCGGAGAACCACGGCCCUCCUGGCCACGGUGGCCCCCCUCCCUCUGGUCACUUUGAGCCUCACCCUGAGUCGCACUUUGAGCCCCACCCCGAGUCGCACUAUGAGCCUCACACUGAGUCACACUAUCAACCUCAUUCGGAGCCUCACUAUGAGCCUCACCCAGAGCCUCACUUUGAGAACCACCCGGAGCCCCACACUGAGAACCACCCGGAACCUCACUACGCUCCUCACUACAGCCCUACCUACGCGCCUCAUUACGAGCCUCACACCACGGUGGAGCACGAUAUCACUUCGUUGAAGAACAACAACAACGGGCCUUCCGCUGGGACAGUUACAUUUGGUCGACGUGGUUUCCCAGGUCGUCCCGAGUCUCACUUCGAGCCUCACCCUGAGUCCCACUUCGAGCCUCACCCGGAGUCUCACUACGCGCCUCACACCGAGUCCCACUAUCAGCCUCACUCGGAGCCUCACUACGAGCCGCACCCAGAGCCUCACUUUGAGAACCACCCGGAGCCACAUGUGGAGCACCACCCUGAGCCUCAUUACGAGCCUCACUACAACCCUUCCUACGCGCCUCAUUACGAGCCCCACACCACGCUGGAGCAUGAGCUGACUUCGUUGAAGAAUAACAACAACGGUCCUGCCGCUGGGAGCAUUGCAUUUGGUCGACGUGGUUUCCCAGGUCGUCCCGAGUCUCACUUCGAGCCUCACCCUGAGUCCCACUUCGAGCCUCACCCGGAGUCUCACUACGCGCCUCACACCGAGUCGCACUAUCAGCCUCACUCGGAGCCUCACUAUGAGCCGCACCCCGAGCCUCACUUUGAGAACCACCCCGAGCCCCACACUGAGAACCACCCGGAGCCUCACUACGCUCCUCACUACAGCCCCAGCUACAACCCUCACUAUGAGCCCCACAAGACCCUGGAGAAUGAGAUCACUUCGUUGAAGAAUAACAACAACGGACCCUCUGCUGGAAGCAUCGCUUUUGGUCGCCGUGGCUUCCCUACCGGCCCUGGCCCCGAGUCUCACUUCGAGCCUCACCCCGAGUCCCACUUCGAGCCUCACCCGGAGUCUCACUACGCGCCUCACACCGAGUCGCACUAUGAGCCUCACUCGGAGCCGCACUACGAGCCUCACCCAGAGCCUCACUUUGAGAACCACCCCGAGCCCCACACUGAGAACCACCCGGAGCCUCACUACGCUCCUCACUACAGCCCCAGCUACAACCCUCACUAUGAGCCCCACCACACAUUCGAGUCCGAGGUCACUGAGUUAAAAAACACCAACAACGGACCGUCUGCUGGAAGCAUCCCGUUCGGCCGCCGUGCGUACGCACCUACCCCCGAGACUAGCGUUGGCGGUGGUACCGCCAUUGGAGGCCCUUCCGGGAACGACGGUGGCAGUUCCUUCUCGACUCCAACUGAAAUCGAUGUCGACAGCGAUGUGAACGAGCACAAUGAGGAUAACCACGCUAUUAAGGGCGACUUCACCCAUGUCCACCCUGGUGCUUCCCCUGAGUACGCCCGGGAGGAGAACGUUGAGACCCCCCAGUGCGCUGCGCACGAGGUUGUUCACACUGUGACUAAGACCCAUUACAAGACUGCUGAGGCGACCCGUGUGGCGUAUCAGUCGCCUCCCACCGACGAGAGCAAUGGCAUCCCUGCCUACGCUCCCCACGACCCCGCUGGACCCGGCUCUUACGAUCCCUACGACCCCGCUGGAGGCGACGCCUACGCUCCCCACCACCCCACGGGGGCCGACGCCUACGCUCCCCACCACCCCACGGGGGCCGACGCCUACGCUCCCCACCACCCCACGGGGGCCGACGCCUACGCUCCCCACCACCCCACGGGGGCCGACGCCUACGCUCCCCACCACCCUGCUGGAGCCGACGCCUUCGCCCCCUCAGGUCCCGCUCCUUCGAGCCCUGGUGCCGAGCAUGCGGAUAACCUGAUGCCGGCGCACGUCCCCAUGGCCGCUCCCUCACCCGGACCUAGCGGUGGCUCCCCUGGCCGGGCCCAGUCCUCCCCCGGAGCUAAUCCCUACCGUUCCUCAGUUCCCGCUCCUUCCGCCUAUGCUGCCCAGCGUCCCUCGUACUCCAAGAUCGCUGUUCAUGUGCCCAUGGCCACUCCGGCCUCGUACGGUGCCUUCUCUCAGGCCACUCCGUCUAACAGCAUGGGCAAGAUGGUCCCCACUGGCGCCGCUGCCGAGAACAAGGCUUCUCCCUCUUCCAGCGUCUCUGCGUCAGCUUCUGUCUCUCAUGGAGUCAUGUUCGAAGGUGGCGCUGCCCGCCUGUCUGGCGGCGUUGUCUCCGCCGCCGCCGCUGUCAUGGGUGUCCUCGCCUUCAUCCUAUAG